UGAAAAUUAUCCGUGCACCUCCUUUGCUCAUUCAGAUGCGCCAGAACUCCUUUGCCCGGCUCAUCGGCCGUGUGCCCGUCCACAGCAUCGGCCUCCUUGGCGUGUCUCAACGGGUCUCGAGUCAUGUCUCUCGUCGCGGCAGAUGGCAAUUACAGCUUCUGACAGCGUCGAAAGCGGGCACAGCCUAAAAAUGCCUUUAUACCUGCUUCCCUGCUAGCCAAACGUUCCUUUGUUCCUCAAACACUUCUUCACCCUGACGCGUUUGGAGUCACCUCUGCAGCUACUUCGUCAGCCUGCUCCAUCGCGUUUCUGCUCUGCUUCUGCUCCUGCCUAUAAACGAUCUGCUAUCAAUGCACCUGUCUUGCUAGCCGCUAGUCUUCCAUGGAAAGAGCUGAUGAGACUGCCAAGUACUUGGCGACUGCCGCUUUCCGCAGUCGACAAGUGGCAGUCGUGCUAUGGGUGGUCUAUCUCAUAUUGAUUGUUGUUGUACGGCUCGUGUCGCUCGUCGUGCAGUAUCACUGUCGCUCGAACAUACCCCUUGCGCUUGCCUGCACAGGCACGCACACACGCUGGCUUUCACAACGUGUUCUACAUACACGACUAGCGCGUUUCACUUAUCACCUCCCGAUCUUCUCGGUAGCCAAUAUUCCCACGUAUGGUGAAAGUGCAGUCAUUGGCGCGUACCUUGCGGCCAACAUAUUGGCCUGCAGCGUGGGUUACACAGGCUACACGAACCAAUCUGCCCUUCGCAAAGCAGUAGCCAUGCGUACAGGGACACUGGCCUUUGCCAACUACCCGCUGCUCGUUGGGCUAGUCGGUCGUAAUGUGGCGAUUGCUCGCUUGACUGGUGUCUCUCGUGCUUCUCUGCGUACGCUACAUCGCUGGUCAGGCAGACUCGUGGCCAUCUUCUCUUUGGCACAUACCAUUGCCUAUCUCUCUGUCUAUCAUGCAUCAGCAACUCCUUCUCGAUCAUUCACCAGCAUCCUGCAGCAUUGUUGGGAGGCACGCUUCUUUAGAGCUGGCGCAGUGGCGAUGAUCGCUGCAAGUAUUCUUUUGUUCGGUUCCUGGCAUGUUCUUCGCCAACGAUGCUACGAGUUGUUCCUUACGUUGCAUAUUCUCUCGGCAGUAGUGUUGCUCUUUGCGAGUUUGCUCCAUGAACGCUGGAGCAGCAAUGCAACCUCUGUCAUUAUUUGGGUCUACCUCGGUCUUGGCCUCUGGGCACUCGACUAUUUCAAUCGUGGUCUCAACAUGCUCUACUGCUGUUUCGCUAGACGAUUGCCUCAAGCAACGUUGACGUGUCUACCUGGAGACAUCACACAAGUCGACAUUGCACUCCCCUCUGGUUGUUUACUGGAACCUGGUGCUACAGUCUACUUGUGCCAGUGGCAAUCAUGGCAAUGGCACCCCUUCACAGUCCUUGCAAAUGAUUUAACAGACGACACAUUGGUCCCCUCUAUCAAGCCAGAACCUGCACGGCAAGAUUCAAUGGCUUCCGUUGCAAGUGACAAGACGCUCGUGAAUGCAACCAUCACGACAUUAAGCAAAGUGGAUGAAGAAUGCGGUUGUGUUGAAGAUGUCUCGCAAAUCAGCCGCAUCAGACUCCUUGUCAAAGCGCAAGGCGGGCUCACCCGUCACUUGCACGAUCUUGCCACGACUGCUGCACGUCGAUCUCGGCAACCUGCCGUGACGCGCGUUUUGCUCGAUGGACCGUAUAUGGAGAAACGAAGCGUGCACCAUAAUAUGCGGAACUUACUCUUGAUGGCAGGUGGUGUUGGCAUCACUGCGGUAUUCCCGGCAUUUCAAGAAGCUUGCCUGCAUAGCACUGCACGACAUCUACAACUUAUUUGGAUCAUCAGGACGCGUGCUGAGAGUCACGUCCUCAAACGACAAAUUGAGGCGUGUCUCGCACGGGCGAAUGCAACGCCGCUUGGACAUCGUGCUUCUGCAACCAUCUAUGUGACACGAGAAGGUGCACCUGCUACGGAGGACCCAUCGACGCCUUCUGUACAGCCGCCCUGCCAAGCUGCUGGUCGUACAUCAUGGCAACCGCGAUGGCGACAGAGCUUUCAAGAAACGAGUCAACGACGUGCGUGUCACCGCAUCCAAUAUAUGUAUGGUAAGCCUGAUGUGGCAGUGUUGCUCGCAGGGGCUGUGGAUUCUGUUCAGGCUGGUCUGGGAUAUUCUGCUCAAUCUACAAAAGAUGUGUAUGGCUUUUCAGCUGCACGUCAAGAGAAGCGGUCGAAGCAGACAGGUGCUGAUGGGCAUUUGUUGCAUGUCCAUGUGUGCGGUUCGCUGGCUCUCUCUGAGGAUGUGAGAUUGGCCAGUGGACAGCGAAGUCUUGGAGAGGGGACAGGGGCAGUUGAGGUUGUAUUUGAGGUACUGCGGUAGUCUGCUCCAGCUACACAAUAGACAGUCUGGUCUAGUCCAGCUAUACAAAUGAUCAUACAGUAGACGGUGUACAAUGUACAUGUACAAGUCAGCGAUUGAGUGUCUGCGCAUUCUAUUUUUGGGCAGCUCGAAACUCGCAUUUGAGCAUGGACCACGCAGACAGCAGACAGAGGGUCUGAUGCUGGAUACGAUGCUGU
Messenger RNA from Protomyces lactucae-debilis, 2585 nucleotides. RefSeq lists its product as uncharacterized. The record is from RefSeq and is a predicted model, not a curated record. Gene Ontology annotation, molecular function: ferric-chelate reductase activity. Gene Ontology annotation, biological process: iron ion transport; copper ion import; intracellular iron ion homeostasis. Gene Ontology annotation, cellular component: plasma membrane. The coding region runs from base 382 to 2388 and encodes 668 amino acids. The transcript has a single exon. NCBI's taxonomy places the organism in Eukaryota, Fungi, Ascomycota, Taphrinomycetes, Taphrinales, Protomycetaceae.